Molecule: messenger RNA, 462 nt
Organism: Strongyloides ratti
Lineage: Eukaryota; Metazoa; Nematoda; Chromadorea; Rhabditida; Strongyloididae
Product: 7TM GPCR, serpentine receptor class e (Sre) family-containing protein
Exons: 2
Coding region: 1-462 (153 amino acids)
Biological process (GO): sensory perception of chemical stimulus
Cellular component (GO): membrane
Source: RefSeq, a predicted model, not a curated record
AUGAAGAUGAAAAAAUUGGUUAAUGAUAAAAAUAAAAAUUUAUCAGAAAAAUAUCAGAUAAAUGAAAAUAUUCGUUUGAUAAAAUUAAUGUUACCAUUAAUUUUUUGUUUUAUUGUUAUAAAUGUUAUAUUUAACAUAAUAAUUUUAUAUGGUAAAUUAGCAAUAAUUAAUAGAGAUGACUUGUUACUUUUAAAUGACACAAUUUUAUUUGUCUCAUAUAAUAUUUUUUUAAUACAUUUAUAUUUUAAAUUUAAAAAAAUUAAUGAUAAUAAGAUAGAAAUUAUAAAUGGCAAUAAUAAAGAAAAUGAAGCAAAUCAACUUAAUUCUGAUAAUCAAUCUAAUUUAAAACCUAAUACAGUAACAGGAAAUAUUAAACUUUUUAAUGAGGAUGGAAAAAAAAUUCCCACUAAUUAUGAUCAGAAAGCAUAUUUUGAAAUGUUUGCAAAAUCUUGGAAUAAUUAA